Molecule: messenger RNA, 894 nt
Organism: Ornithodoros turicata
Lineage: Eukaryota; Metazoa; Arthropoda; Arachnida; Ixodida; Argasidae
Product: coiled-coil domain-containing protein 169-like
Exons: 7
Coding region: 70-825 (251 amino acids)
Source: RefSeq, a predicted model, not a curated record
AACCCCUUAGCAACCAUCAGCCAUAGCAACCGCAAGCCGUGUAAACAAACAACCUCCUCUUGGCUCACAAUGCGGGUUGCAUCUGAAUUCGAUGCAGAGAUCAAGCAGUUAAAAAUCGACAUUGAGAAUGAACAAAAGAUGAAACAGAUGCUUGAUCAGUCCAUUGACGACCUGUGUAAAACUGUCGAGUCCCUCGAAAUACAAGCCCAGUCCACUGAUGUUGGUGAUGAGGACGAAUGGAAGGUGCGUUACUACACACAGGUUGAAGUCAACCGUCAGCUGGAACACCAGCGAGACUGGCUUAGAGAACGUGCACAGGCUGCUAAGGUUAACAACAAAGAAGGCCUUACAGAAUACUUGGCCGACCUGGAUCUAGACAGCUUGACUGAGAAUCAACUAAUCCGCUACCUGAGGCAACUGGAGAAAGAUCGCAACAUCGUACACAACGAAAUCAGAGACACCGAGUGGAAGUUGGACCAGGAGUCGAAGGCCUUCCACAAGUUCAACGACAUACGUAAGGCCUACAUGACGGAGAUCACAGACGCGAUGCUCAACCUGGAGAGCCUGCGCAACAGAAUCAAACUCGUCGAGACAAAUGAAGCAAACACCCUGGCCAAGUGUCCCCGUCAGCUGAAAUAUCUCAGACAACCUUCUUGCAGCAACAUUCAGCCGGACCAACGCGUCCUCGAUCCGAGGAAGGGUCCCAUCAAGAAAACUGCAGCCGUGCGGAGCUUGCCUAAGCUUCAGUCUCCCGACGAGCCCCACACCGUGGACACACAGGUCAUGCCCAGAGACCCUUCCAGACCCGAUAUGCGAGAAUUGUAGCCAUAGCAAGUAGCAAGUGUGUUACGAAGAUGUAAUAUGUGGCAAAAUACGAAUAAAUAGAAUGUGCAC